This is a messenger RNA of Neohortaea acidophila, 3995 nucleotides long. Its product is annotated as P-loop containing nucleoside triphosphate hydrolase protein. Gene Ontology annotation, biological process: endocytosis; vesicle transport along actin filament; actin filament organization. Gene Ontology annotation, cellular component: cytoplasm; microvillus; actin cytoskeleton. The record is from RefSeq and is a predicted model, not a curated record. The coding region runs from base 184 to 3936 and encodes 1250 amino acids. The transcript has 3 exons. Lineage: Eukaryota; Fungi; Ascomycota; Dothideomycetes; Mycosphaerellales; Teratosphaeriaceae. Gene Ontology annotation, molecular function: ATP binding; microfilament motor activity; actin filament binding.
CCCCAUUAUCCCCUUGUCCUGCUGUGUCUUCAUUCUUCCCUCCUCAAUCUCGAUCGUACAUCUCUGCAAUCGCCGUGCACCCGUCACCAUCCCGCACCGAAAGCGUGGCGAGACGCUCUCUGAAGAGGACGGCCGCAUGUGAACCUACGCCUACUCGACCACACACUUCUUGCUGCCGCAACCAUGGCCGUGACCAAGCGUGCCGGGCGGAAGACCGCCGCGGCGCAAGGCCAACCCCAACCCUCCCACGGCGGGGGCGGGGGCGCACCGCAGAUUCGCAAGGCGGCAUAUGAGACGACGAAGAAGAAAGAGGUGGGAGUCUCCGACCUGACGCUGAUCAGCAAGAUCUCCAACGAAGCCAUCAACGACAACCUCAAGAAGCGAUUCGAGAAUGCCGAAAUCUACACCUACAUCGGCCACGUCCUGGUCUCGGUCAACCCCUUCCGCGACCUGGGCAUCUACACCGAUCAGGUGCUGGACAGCUACCGAGGGAAGAACAGACUGGAGGUUCCUCCCCACGUUUUCGCAAUCGCGGAGAGCUCAUACUACAACAUGAAGGCCUAUCGUGAGAACCAGUGUGUCAUCAUCUCCGGCGAGUCCGGCGCGGGCAAGACCGAGGCGGCCAAGAGACUCAUGCAGUACAUUGCAAACGUGUCGGGCGGUAGCAAUACCUCCAUCCAGGAGAUCAAGGAUAUGGUGCUCGCCACGAACCCACUGCUCGAGUCUUUCGGCAACGCAAAGACGCUGCGCAACAACAACUCUUCGCGCUUCGGCAAAUACCUCGAGAUCCAAUUCAACGCGCAGGGUGAGCCGGUCGGCGCGAACAUCAACAAUUACCUUCUGGAGAAGAGCAGAGUGGUGGGCCAGAUUCGAGACGAACGAAACUUCCACAUCUUCUACCAAUUCUCCAAGGCCGCCAGCCAAGAGCAUCGCACAAACUUUGGCGUGCAACAACCCACCACAUACACCUAUACCAGCAAGAGCAAAUGCUACGACGUGCAGGGCAUCGAUGACAUGGCGGAUUUCAAGGACACGCUGAACGCCAUGCAGGUGAUUGGCAUGAGCAAGGCCGAGCAGGACCAGGUCUUUCGCAUGCUUGCCGCCAUCUUGUGGAUUGGCAAUGUUGCUUUCCGCGAGGACGAGCAAGGCAAUGCUGCCAUUGCCGACAACUCUGUCGUGGACUUUGUCGCGUAUCUGCUCGAAGUCGAAUCGUCGCACGUCAACAAGGCAAUGACCGUCCGAAUCAUCGAGACCAGCCGUGGUGGCCGACGAGGCUCCAUCUACGAUUCUCCCAUGAACAUUGCCCAGGCAACGGCGGUGCGAGACGCCGUCGCCAAGGCCAUCUACAACAACAUGUUCGACUGGAUUGUUGAUCGCGUAAACCGCGCGCUCAAAGCUCGUGGAACCCUCGCGCACAGCAUCGGCAUUCUGGACAUCUACGGCUUCGAGAUCUUCGAGCGCAACUCGUUCGAGCAGCUGUGUAUCAACUACGUCAACGAGAAGCUCCAGCAGAUCUUCAUUCAAUUAACCCUCAAGGCUGAGCAGGAAGAGUACGAGAGGGAGCAGAUCCAGUGGACGCCGAUCAAGUAUUUUGACAACAAAGUGGUCUGCGAGCUGAUCGAGGAAAAGAGGCCGCCUGGGGUGUUCUCGGCGCUCAAUGACGCCUGCGCUACGGCACAUGCCGAUCCGGCGGCUGCAGAUCAGACCUUCGUGCAGCGACUGAACGCGCUGUCUGGAAACCCAAACUUUGCCCCCCGUCAAGGGCAGUUCGUCAUCAAGCACUACGCCGGUGACGUGAACUAUGCGGUCGAUGGCAUGACGGACAAGAACAAGGACCAGCUGCUGAAGGACAUUCUCAAUCUGUUUGGCGAGAGCUCGAACCAGUUCAUCCAUACCCUCUUCCCGCACGAAGUGGACCAAGACAACCGACGACGACCCCCGACUGCCGGCGACAAAAUCAAGUCUUCUGCGAACGACUUGGUGGGUGCGCUCAUGAAAUGCUCGCCAAGCUAUAUCCGCACCAUUAAACCGAACGAAAACAAGAGUCCCACCGAGUACAACGUGCCGAAUGUGCUGCAUCAGAUCAAGUAUCUUGGUCUGCAAGAGAACGUGCGCAUUCGUCGGGCUGGCUUUGCAUCGCGACAGACUUUUGAGAAAUUUGUGGAGCGUUUCUACUUGCUUUCGCCGAAAUGUAGCUACGCCGGAGAGUACACUUGGAGCGGCGAUGCCAAGUCUGGAGUGCGCCAGAUCCUCAAAGACACCAGUAUUCCUCCAGAGGAAUGGCAAAUGGGCAUCACCAAGGUCUUCGUCAAAACUCCGGAGACGCUCUUCGCGCUCGAGACGAUGCGGGACAAGUAUUGGCACAACAUGGCCAUUCGUAUCCAGCGAGCAUGGCGGAACUAUCUCAGAUACCGGACGGAGUGCGCCAUCCGCAUUCAGAAAUUCUGGCGGAAGAAGUCUGGCGGCGAGCCGUUCCAAGUCCUUCGUGAUGAAGGCCACCGACUGCUCGGUGGGCGGAUGGAACGGAGACGCUACUCUCUUGUUGGCUAUCGAAGGUUCCUGGGCGACUACCUUGGUAUCGACAACCGGGGUGGCACUGGCGAGCUGCUGCGAAAUAGUGCCGGCAUCGGAUCGGGCGAGAAGACGUUCUUCUCGUGUCGUUGCGAAGUCUUGGUCUCGAAGCUCGGCCGAUCGAGCAAGCCGGAGCCCAGGUUUCUCGUGCUGACGAACAAGAGCGUCUACAUCAUCAAACAGGCGCUGGUGAACAAGCAGCUCCAGAUUUUUGCCGAGCGAACGAUUCCGCUUGGAGCGAUUCGAUUCAUCAGCACGAGUAGUUUGAAGGACGAUUGGUUCUCAAUUGGUGCCGGAAGCCCACAGGAGCCGGAUCCUUUGGUGAAUUGCGUCUUCAAGACCGAGUUCUUCACGCAACUCCAUCAAGCCACGCGCGGUGCGACACAAUUGCAGAUUGGCGACUCGAUCCAGUACAACAAGAAACCGGGCAAGCCGUCGAUGGUGAAAGCGGUCAAGGACUCAACAGUGCGUCGGGACGAUCUCUACAAAUCUGGACAGAUUCACACCGGUCAAGGCGAGCCGGCGAAUAGCGUUAGCAGACCUACGCCGAAAGGCCGAAGUGUGCCUGGCAAAGCGAUUACGAGUGGCAAGUUGCUCAAGAAGAGUGAGGGGGGCAAGCUCUCUCAGGCGGCCAGGAGACCACCUCCUCAGAGUCGGCCGCUGCCCGGCCAAUCCACUGCCAGGGCACCCGCGGCGGAGAGGAUCGUGCCGAUGCCGAUGCCUGUGCAGUCUCAGCCCGUCGCCGCCGCCAUUCCGAAUGGAAUCGGGGGCCAGAACAGGCACGUCGCUGCUGCACCAGCAGCUUCGGCUGGACGAGCGGUGCCGCCACCGCCGCCUCCUCCUCCUGCGGCCGCUCCACCCAAAGACCCGCAGUACAAGGCACUUUACGACUUCGCUGGCCAGACCGCCGGCGAGCUGAGCUUGAAACAGGGUGAGAUCAUCUUCAUCACCACAAAGGAGACCAAUGGAUGGUGGCUCGGCAGUAGACUCGACAAGUCCGCUUCGGGAUGGACACCCGCAGCCUAUCUGGAAGAAGUGCGAGCCGCACCGCCUCCCCCGCCGGUAGCAGCACGACCGCCACCACCUCCGGCCCCUGCAGCGGCGAAUGGUGGCGCUCCCGCCGUCAAAGCCAAGCCGGGCGCGCCCCUUCCUCCCGCCAAGCGGCCUGUAGGCCGUGCGAAGGCCGCCGCUCCCGGUACGCCGAGAGACAGUGGGUACUCCAACGGCGGUACGCCGACUGGAAGCGGAGCUGCGACGCCGUCUGGACCGGCUGGCGGCGGGCCGAGCAUUGCUGGUGGAUUGGCGGAGGCGUUGCGGGCGCGGUCAAAGGCUAUGCACACUGAUGAUCAGGAUGGCGAUUGGUGAUCGCAAAGGCAGGCACGGAGGGGGAAGUGGUUGGAAUGCGAUGGUGCAGUUGGAUGAUA